AUGCCGCCCAAAGCCGACUGGGAGAAGUACAAGAAGCCCGAUGCAGACUCCAAGGAUGAGGAGAAGAUCGUGGCGCUAGAUGAGGGCGAUAUCCAGCUCCUCAAGACCUACGGCCAAGGUCCAUACGCCGCCUCGCUCAAGGGCAUCGAAAACGAGAUCAAGGAGCUGCAGAAGCGCGUCAACGAAAAGAUGGGCGUCAAGGAGAGCGACACCGGUCUUGCACCACCAAAUCUUUGGGACUUGCCAGCAGACCGACAGCGCAUGGGCGAAGAGGAGCCUCUCCAGGUCGCACGUUGCACAAAGAUCAUCCGAGCCGAAACCAAGAAGGAGGGCGAAGGGUCAGAAGGAAGUGCUUCGGGAAGUGCAGGAGGCAGAUCAGGAGGUCUUGGAGGUCUGGGAGGCCUCGGAGGCUUCGGUGGCUCGUCGCAUCCGACCGCGGACGAGGAGGACAAGUACGUCAUCAACGUCAAGCAGAUCGCCAAGUUUGUAGUCUCGCUCGGCGAGCGUGUGGCGCCCACAGAUAUCGAAGAGGGCAUGCGCGUGGGUGUCGACCGCAACAAGUACCAGAUCCAGAUCCCGCUACCACCCAAGAUCGACCCUUCCGUCACCAUGAUGCAGGUCGAAGAGAAGCCAGACGUCACCUACGGCGAUGUCGGUGGCUGCAAGGAGCAGAUCGAAAAGCUCAGGGAAGUCGUUGAGCUUCCGCUGCUGUCUCCAGAACGUUUCGUCAACCUCGGUAUCGACCCACCCAAGGGUGUCUUGCUCUACGGCCCUCCCGGUACUGGUAAGACGCUCUGUGCAAGAGCCGUCGCCAACCGAACGGACGCCACUUUCAUCCGUGUCAUCGGCUCCGAGCUCGUCCAGAAGUACGUCGGAGAGGGCGCAAGGAUGGUGCGAGAGCUCUUCGAGAUGGCAAGGACCAAGAAGGCGUGUAUUAUCUUCUUUGACGAAGUCGACGCCAUCGGUGGUGCUCGAUUCGACGACGGUGCCGGAGGAGACAACGAAGUGCAGCGAACCAUGCUCGAGCUCAUCAACCAACUCGACGGUUUCGAUGCGCGAGGAAACAUCAAGGUGCUCAUGGCUACCAACCGACCCGAUACGCUCGACCCUGCGCUGCUGCGUCCCGGUCGUUUGGAUCGAAGGGUCGAGUUCGGUCUACCGGACAACGACGGUCGUGCCCACAUCUUGCGUAUCCACGCACGAUCCAUGUCGGUCGAGAAGGAUAUCCGAUACCACCUCAUUGCUCGUCUUUGCCCCAACGCUACCGGCGCCGAGCUGCGAUCGGUGGCGACAGAGGCGGGUAUGUUUGCCAUCCGUGCACGAAGAAAGAUGGCAACGGAGCGUGAUUUCCUCGAUGCGGUGGAUAAGGUGAUCCGACAGGGAAGCAAGUUCUCGUCGACAGCAUUGUACGCUCAGUACAACUAG
Pseudozyma hubeiensis SY62 is the source of this 1425-nucleotide messenger RNA. RefSeq names its product endopeptidase. The transcript has a single exon. Bases 1 to 1425 code for a protein of 474 amino acids. Gene Ontology annotation, biological process: proteasome-mediated ubiquitin-dependent protein catabolic process. Gene Ontology annotation, cellular component: proteasome regulatory particle, base subcomplex. The record is from RefSeq and is a predicted model, not a curated record. Gene Ontology annotation, molecular function: ATP binding; ATP hydrolysis activity; proteasome-activating activity. NCBI's taxonomy places the organism in Eukaryota, Fungi, Basidiomycota, Ustilaginomycetes, Ustilaginales, Ustilaginaceae.